This is a messenger RNA of Erigeron canadensis, 1848 nucleotides long. Its product is annotated as ribosomal RNA small subunit methyltransferase H. Gene Ontology annotation, molecular function: rRNA (cytosine-N4-)-methyltransferase activity. The record is from RefSeq and is a predicted model, not a curated record. The transcript has 5 exons. Bases 45 to 1346 code for a protein of 433 amino acids. Gene Ontology annotation, biological process: rRNA base methylation. NCBI's taxonomy places the organism in Eukaryota, Viridiplantae, Streptophyta, Magnoliopsida, Asterales, Asteraceae.
CUCAUAUAAAGUUGUAACACUGUUAGACCAUACCUCCGGCCACUAUGACCUCCCAUACUAUCACGGCCGCCGUAAAACACCUUUUAUUCCACUCAUCACUCACCUUCACACCGUCACAUUUCCGUCGGCGCCGCCACAUCUCUUCAUCUCUCAUCACACUCGCCACUUAUUCCACUACCUUAUCUUCAACUCGCAACAAGAAAAAGCUAAACAGAAAAGACAAUUCAAUUAGCAAUAACAACCGCAGAUUAUUAAUUGAUUCAGCAGUCAAACGGCGUACUCGAUCGGAUAAAAAGUUCGAUGAGGAAAGCUUCCGACAGUUCGGUGAUACAGAGAGUCAUAUUCCGGUGAUGUUAGGUGAGGUUUUGGAGGUUUUUGAUUCAGUUAAGCUUCACGCUUUUGUCGAUUGUACUCUCGGUGCUGCGGGUCAUUCUUCUGCUGUGAUUAGGGCUCAUCCAGAGAUGCAGUCAUAUGUUGGACUUGAUUGUGAUCCCAUUGCCCAUGAAAAAGCAAAAGCUAAGAUUGAUUUGAUCCGAAAUGCCAACUCCCAUGACUCUAGUUCUAAUUUAAGAACACAUACCUUCUUGAGAAAUUUCAAAAAUAUUAAGUCUACAAUAUCUGAGGUUGAUGAGAAGCUUCUGAUAUCGGGAGUUGACGGGAUUCUAAUGGACUUAGGAAUGUCAUCCAUGCAGGUGAACAAUUCCAAGAGAGGGUUUAGUGUGCUCUGUGACGGACCGCUUGAUAUGAGAAUGGAUCCUCAGGCAAGUCUGACAGCUGAAGACAUACUAAAUUCAUGGCCAGAGGCCGAAAUAGGACAAAUUUUACGUGAUUAUGGGGAAGAGAACAAUUGGCGUGCUCUCCAGAAGAGGAUUGUUAAGGCCCGCUUAAGUGGAGGAUUGCAUUCUACUAGUGAACUAGUAGAUCUUAUUCGGAGUUCUACACCUGGUGGAAAAGUAGGGAGGCAGGGUUGGAUAAAAACAGCAACAAGAGUAUUCCAGGCUUUAAGAAUAGCUGUUAAUGACGAACUGAAGACACUAGAGGCUUCAUUAUACGAUUGUUACAGCUGUCUUGCGCCUGGUGGGAGGCUUGCUGUCAUAUCCUUCCAUAGUCUGGAGGACAGAAUUGUGAAGCAAACGUUUCUUAGCAUCAUCAACCAAAAUUCAUCUGACGGACAUGACAGAGAAGCCUUUGAAGUCUCUGAUGAAAAUGAGCCAUGGAUUAAACAGAUGAUACAUGGUGUUAGUGGAACAAUCCUUACAAAGAGACCUAUAACACCUUCUGAAGAUGAAGAAAAACUUAAUGUUCGAUGUAGGAGUGCGAAACUCAGGGUGAUACAAAAAGAUUGAAGCAAAAUCAGAAGGCUAGAUUAGGAUAAAAUGUAAUCUUAAUGAGAGGCAGGCAUUUAUUUAUUGAAAUGGUAGAAUUUUACGAUCACUAUUCUAUGAGGAUAAAAGACCAAGAUGUGCAGAAGAGGAUUUCUUAUUAAAGGUCCCGACCUGACACAUUACAGUUAAAGCCGAGAAAGAAGUGUUACAAAAUGGGUUGGUUACCUGGUCAGAUUAUUUUGGACGGUAGCAGAUAAUUUGUAGGUAUGCAAUUAUGCAUAAAAUGAUCGUUUUCAGAUGGCUUGAUAUGUCAAUCUUUUGUUGCUCCUUUUCAAGUUUUGUAAAAUAUUUGAUAUGUAUUGAGCAAUAAAGAUGUAUUUGAUAAUUUGUAGGCUUUCUUUUUCAAGCAAUAAAGAUGUAUUAAAAAGUUGUUUUUGGGAUAUGUAUUUGAUAUGUAUUGAGCGUUCAUAUUUUGCUAAUUGUAUGUAGUAUUGUACUCGUAUCAUAUUAUCAUACUUACAAA